AUGACGAUAUACCCCGAUGGUGGGAUUAAGCGCGUCCGUCUUUUCGGCCGCCGCGCGCCAUCAUAUGACAUCCCUUUAGUCCUUCCCGAGCCCAAAUCAACCACAUCCGAUCUUCCCGCCCCAUUUCUCUGCGUCUGUCCCUCAAAGCCUGCCAUCACAGUCCCAGUAUUACCUCUGACUCGAGCAGCUUUUUCACCCUUUGGAUAUACGAUCGAAGCUCAUGAUGAUCCACGUACCUGGCAUCCGUCCAUCCAACAUAAGACCGUAAACUUUGGAAGUGCGGAAAAGUACUGUGACGUAGCUCAGAUUGAGACAUUGAAAACGCCAACAGGAGUUGAACCCAAGUCUAAUCUAUGCAUUUUUAGCGCUCAGCCUUGGCCUGAAACUAUCGGUGGUGAAGGUAACAGACGCUGGAAGUUGAAAGGACUAGAACGACAUGCAUACAGCUCACAGAGUUUUUUACCUCUUGCGUCUAACAAAGAAGUUUCGGGCCUUGGUAGCUAUUUAGUUGUUGUAGGCUAUGACAAUGGAGAUGGGAAACCAGAUUGGAAGAAUUUGAGAGCUUUCCUAGCUCAAGCGGACCAAGGGAUCUCAUACAAGCCUAAUACAUGGCAUGCUCCACUGAUAGCAAUCAAAGAGCCAAUGAAUUUUGCAUGCAUAGUAAAUGAAACUGGAAUUCCUGAAUUCGAUUGCGAGUUGGUAGAAUGUGGAGGAGAAGAAGUGGUUUGUGAAUUAAAUCAAUAGUCACACAUGAUUGAUAUGAGUUAUACAACCCGUGUAUGAUUUUGGAUAGGAUCACAAAGGGUAUUUUGAUUUUAUUUCAUCUUGUUGUUGUUGGUAUAAACAUGAAGGUUAUGUACACGUACACCUGAAUCAAAGAAUUGUCCAUGUGCUUUGGAAUGAUAUUUCAAAGAUCAUCAAGAGGGCC
Molecule: messenger RNA, 928 nt
Organism: Melampsora larici-populina 98AG31
Lineage: Eukaryota; Fungi; Basidiomycota; Pucciniomycetes; Pucciniales; Melampsoraceae
Exons: 5
Coding region: 1-744 (247 amino acids)
Biological process (GO): allantoin catabolic process
Molecular function (GO): ureidoglycolate lyase activity; ureidoglycolate hydrolase activity
Source: RefSeq, a predicted model, not a curated record